GUUGCACACCGCGCCGUUUUACUCAGAAAUCUUCAAAGAUACCGCAACUGAAGCCUUGCAAGGAUACUUUGAGCCAACCACCAUCCAACCGUCACGACUCCCCAAUAUCACGAUGUCAUCCUCCUCAACUACCCCUUCUGUCUCUCCCUCUCCCUCAUCAACCCCCCUUUUUACACCCAAACCCCGCUCCAACCUCUUCGUCUCCCCGCUCCUCCCGCACGAAGCCCACCUCUACCAAGCCAUCCGCCACGAAACCUUCCGCCCAACCAUCAACAAGAUCCUCUACUCGCGCGAACCCUCCCAAGCAACCCAAGACAAGAUAAUCCAAAAAAUACGAGAGGACCUCGACAAAGGCGUCCUCUACAUAGUCUGCCGAGACGCAGAUAACAACGGCGAGAUCAUCGCAGGCGCACGAUGGAGAUACCUCGGUCCCAAGCAAGAAGACCCCGAACGCACCACAACCACCACAACCACAGACACCGAGAAGACCCAAACACUGGCUCCUGCACCAGGAAACAGGACGUGGGAAGAAGUAGAAGCCGACCUGACGAUCCCGGACCCGUACCCGGAAUCCCACCCCGCCGCCUUCCGCGCCCUCUGCGAAACCUUCAACGCCAACAAACGCGACAUCCUCGGCACAAGGCCGUACUACGUUCUCGAUACGCUGGUCACGCAUCCGGAUCACCACAGGCGCGGGGCGGGUGGCACGUUGGUGGCGUGGGGGUGCGAGCAGGCGGAUAAGAAGGGGGUGGAGGCGUAUCUGGAGGCGAGUCCGAUGGGGAAGCCGCUGUAUGAGCGAUUUGGGUUUCGCGAGGUCAGGACUGUGUGUGUGGACUUGAGGGAGUUGGGGGCUGGGGAUGAGAGGUUUGAGUUUAUCCUUAUGAGGAGGCCUCCAAAGGGAGAACGGCGGGAGUAAUGAAGGACUUUGAGGAUAGGAAGCAAGAGCGAUAGACUCUUCCAUCGCGGAAGUAUUAGAAAGAAAGGCCUUAAUCCUCAGCGUAUUGUGGCAUUUGAUGCAUCGCAGAUAAAAUAAUAUACAGAGGCGUCUUAAUCGUAC
This is a messenger RNA of Westerdykella ornata, 1057 nucleotides long. RefSeq names its product acyl-CoA N-acyltransferase. Lineage: Eukaryota; Fungi; Ascomycota; Dothideomycetes; Pleosporales; Sporormiaceae. The transcript has 3 exons. Gene Ontology annotation, molecular function: acyltransferase activity, transferring groups other than amino-acyl groups. The record is from RefSeq and is a predicted model, not a curated record. Bases 113 to 916 code for a protein of 267 amino acids.